GGCAGCUGUCAAUCGUUGUCCCUGAUUGAGAACCAUACUUAGGUAGCCUGGUUUCACUUUUGAGUGGUGGGUGAAUGUUUCCUGUGUCUGUGUUUGUACCAUACGGGGCUGUUUCGAUUUUCGUUUGUUCAUUCACAUUGUUAUUUAGUAUUUUUGUAGUGUUCAGUUUUAUAUAUUAAAAUGGACACUUACCACGCUGCACAUUGGUCCUCCAAUCCUUCCUACUACUCCUCUUCGUCACUCUGCAUGAGGCAAAUGGUGAUCACACAAGAUACUGCCUGGUUUUCUGAUCCAUGCCCCUACCUUUUCUUUAAGGUAUCUAUGACCAAUGGAUGCAUAGCUGGACUCCCAGUCAUGUGAAAUCCAUAGAUUAGUCCUAAUGAAUUGAUUUCAAUUGACUGAUUUCCUUAUUUGAACUGUAACUCAGUAAAAUCUCUGAACUUGUUGCAUGUUGCGUUUAUAUUUUUUUCCAGUGUAUAUAUAACUUAUCUUCACCCUCAGCUCUGCCUUUUGUUUAUCAUGAUUCAAUAAAGUUGGUUGCUGUCUGUCGGUGGUAAUAUGAUGUCUAAGAUGUUAGUCAAGGAUAUUUACUGAUUAAAAAGAAGGGAAAUGCCCAGACACCAUUGCUAACCAAAAUAAACGGAGGUGAUCCUUCACAUGGAUUAAUAAAUCUAGUGUUUUGUAACUGCUGACACCUGUAACAUAGGAGAGAAUAGGUAUUUAAUCCAUUUCUGUUUCUCUGCUGCUCAAGGACAUAAUUCCCAUUAUAAUUUUCAUGGUUUCUAAACAGGUCAAGUUACAGAGAGGAGAGAGGAAGUUGACCUUUAUCAUUUAUUUCAAACAGGGGUUGGAACAGAUCCGAAAACCAGAAAAUAACAAACAUUUUCAAGGAACAGAACCGAGAAAGAAAGUGAUCUGUUCCAGAACAGAACUGUUAUUUUAAGAGCAUGGGACCCGGUCAAUAACGUUCUUUUACAUUCCAUUUUUUUCUCCAGCCCCACAAAAAAUGCAACGAAGUCAUUAUGCAAAGCCCUCAAAGCCACUAUAAAAGUUACUGCCAGUGUUUGCCUGCCAGCUGAACAUCUUUACCAGUGUGUGUGUAGGCUACCUGCCCCUCGCCAAUUCAGUAAUUAAGGAGAGAUAUUUAUUUAGAGAACAGUGGAUUAACUUUUUCAAUGCUAGUUAAGGAUAUGAUAGUUUUCAUAUUUGGAUAGUUAUCACAUGAUAGUUAUCACAUUGGAUUUAUUAACUACAAAAAGGUAAGACAUGUUUUUAUUUGAAUUCUGGUGCCAGUCUGCACAAACAUGUUUGUUAGCUUAUUGCUAGCUUGUUAGCUAACUCUGGUCUAGCUCUGUAAAACUCUAGGCAGUAUUAUCUGUAAUGUAAUGGAACUGAGUCAUGAUCAAUUGUUAGCUCUGGUCCAACAUUAGUUGAGCCAACUCUCUGAAGUUCAAAGACAUUCAAAUUUCUUCCCAAAUUGCCGCUCCUCCGUAGGUAAAAGUCUGUGGUAAUGCAUGUCAUAUCAACAAGAUGUCCAGAGCUCUCCUCGCCCACAAAACGUCAGUCGCACAUCGACCAGCAAAUGAUCCAUGUACAGGGGAAACCAUGCAUAGCGUACUACAGGUUGAGCCACUCUUGAGCCACUCCCAUACCAACUAGAGUGUUUACCCCAUGCACACAGACCAUGCCCACUAAAGUCAAUGAUACAAAUGUCCUUUUAUACUGAGGUGUGAGACUUGUCAUUUGUUUUAGCUCUGAGGUAUGAGCAUUACUCAGUUGAGCAGCAGUGGGCAGCUCCUUGGAUGUAGAUACUAAUACCACCACAUAGACCGUCACUGCUACAGAGAAUAAUACAUCAUAGAUAAUAAAAGACUAGGCAUGUCUCUACUUCGGUUGUCAAGCUCUCAGAGAGUCUUCAGGAACGUAUCUCUGAUCAUACUGAGUGGCUCUGUCUGUUUGUUCCUGUGGGCAGCUCUCAGACCCUGCUCUGACAGGAAGCCUCUCCGCUCUCCAGACCUCCUCCCUCUGCACUACGCUGUAGACUUGCCUGCCUGCUCAGCCAUCAUCCGAGGAGACAUAGAGGGUCUGGAGAAGGAACAGCUCAGGAGACUGCUGAAGACCAAGAAGAAGAGCCAGCUGCUGUCGGAGGCAUUCUACCACAACGUGACACAGGACUGCCAGAGAUUCGUCACAGACAGAGAGUUCAUUACCAUGCCUCUCAGCCGGGAGGAGGAAGAGUUCCCUAUUGCAUUCUCCAUGGUCAUCCACGAGAAGAUUGAGAUGUUUGACCGGCUCCUGCGUGCUUUAUACACUCCUCAGAACAUCUACUGCGUCCACAUCGACCAGAAAUCAUCCGAGGACUUCAAGAGUGCAGUGAGGGCUAUUGUGUCCUGCCUACCCAAUGUGUUUGUGGCCAGUAAGAUAGAGAGUGUCAUCUAUGCCUCCUGGUCCAGAGUGCAGGCUGACCUGAACUGCAUGGAGGACCUGCUAAAAUCACCUGUCCAGUGGCGAUACCUUCUCAACACCUGUGGAACCGACUUCCCCAUUAAGACCAAUGCUGAGAUGGUUCAGGCCCUCAAGCUGCUGAACGGAAAGAACAGCAUGGAGUCAGAGGUCACCAACAGCUACAAGAAGGGCAGAUGGCAGUUCCACCACAACGUCACCAACACCGUGGUCAGGACAGAGGUUAAGAAGACCCCUCCACCUAUCAACACCCCCAUGUUCUCUGGCAACGCCUACUUUGUGGCAUCCAGGGCCUUCGUCCGUCACGUGAUGAAGAGUCAGGAGGUCCAGGUUCUGCUGGAGUGGGAGAAGGACACAUAUAGUCCUGAUGAACACCUGUGGGCCACUCUGCAGCGCAUGACCGCUGUCCCAGGCUCCAACCCCUCCAACAGUAAGUACCAGCAGUCUGAUAUGAACUCCAUAGCCAGGGUAGUGAGGUGGAGCUACCUGGCUGGGGAUGUGAGGAGCGGAGCCCCCUACCCCCACUGCUCCGGGACCUACAGGAGAGCUGUGUGUGUCUAUGGAGCUGGAGACCUGCAGUGGCUCCUAAACCAACACCACCUUAUCGCUAACAAGUUUGACCCCGAGGUGGAUGAUGUGGCUAUUAGAUGUCUGGAGUCAUACCUGCGCUUCAAAGCAACACACCGUGUAUCCUUAAAGACAGUGGAAUCUGGGAGUAUCGUACCAAAACUAUUAAAUGUUUACAGGUUGUAAAUACGGUAAUACACAUUUAUUUAUAAUAUAUGAUAUAUUUCUGAUUUGUACAGAAUAUUUAUGUUAAUACUGUAUAUUUAUGAUUGCCAUGCUUAUUUAAAAUAUGUUUUGGAUUGUAUUGACAUUUUCGUUAUUAUCCAGAGCAACUUAACAUUAGUGAUUGUUGUAUAUUUCUGAUGAUACUGUAUUGAAGGUUGGAAAUACAGUCAUGUAUGUUCAUUUAUGUUUCUUUAACUGUUGGGGUUGCACUGUAGAUUUUUCUGAAUGCCAUGUACUGUAUUUCCUAGAUAUAUAUCCUCCUGUACUCGUUAUUUAUUACGCAGCACCGCCAUCUAGUGGAAUGACUUGUCUAACUGGACACAGUUAUAUAUGUGUACUCAACAAUGCCGGGGUGAAGGUUGUAUAUAUCAUGAUAAGUUAUUGAUUACAGAAUCAGCUAAUCUUCUCUCAGUGUUUUAAUCAAUGUCACUUUAAUUAAUGUCAACAAUAUCUUGAGUUACACCAAGGUACUAAGGCUGCUUGUUACUUUGCCUACUCAUUAAAAAAAAAUGUUGUUGGAACCAUCAUCAAUCAUUUUUGCACAGCGUACUGUAUGUUGACUGUAUACCUAAGACAUGAUUGUAUCUAACUUGAGUCCAACAUGAAACCCAGUCUUGUCAUGUAAUUUAGUGUUACUGUAGUAUAUCAUUUAUUAAGAAUAAAUAUGCCUGUCACGCCCUGGUCUUAGUAUUUUGUAUUUUCUUUAUUAUUUUGGUCAGGCCAGGGUGUGACAUGGGUAUAUUAUGUGGUGUGUUU
Molecule: messenger RNA, 4011 nt
Organism: Oncorhynchus kisutch (coho salmon)
Lineage: Eukaryota; Metazoa; Chordata; Actinopteri; Salmoniformes; Salmonidae
Product: beta-1,3-galactosyl-O-glycosyl-glycoprotein beta-1,6-N-acetylglucosaminyltransferase 3-like
Exons: 1
Coding region: 1879-3216 (445 amino acids)
Cellular component (GO): membrane
Molecular function (GO): acetylglucosaminyltransferase activity
Source: RefSeq, a predicted model, not a curated record